Messenger RNA from Pieris rapae (cabbage white), 1266 nucleotides. RefSeq lists its product as uncharacterized. Gene Ontology annotation, cellular component: nucleus; DNA ligase IV complex. Gene Ontology annotation, molecular function: DNA end binding. The record is from RefSeq and is a predicted model, not a curated record. Lineage: Eukaryota; Metazoa; Arthropoda; Insecta; Lepidoptera; Pieridae. The transcript has 5 exons. Gene Ontology annotation, biological process: double-strand break repair via nonhomologous end joining. Bases 85 to 849 code for a protein of 254 amino acids.
AGGUUUCAAUAAUUAAUAGUAUUUACUUUUAUUUUAUAAUCAAGACAGAUUUGUACAAUGAAUUUAAUAAUUUAAUUUUAUGAUAUGAUUAUGUGGAAGAAACUGCAGAACUCUUUAUCAUACUAUAUUUUAUUUACGCAAGAAGACAAUUUUAAUAUUAGUAUUUCAGAUUAUGUGAAAAUAUGGACUAUACAUUUAACAACAGAACAAUUUACUUCUUGCCUGAAGGAUAGCAAUCGCAUAUUAAAAAUUGAAACUAAUGAAUUGAUCACAAAUGGGGUAGACAUGCUUUUACAUCCAGAGAGCUUAAAAACUGCAGAUGUUUCACAAGAUGGUGAGAACUUAAGAAUAUCAUUAUGUAAAUCAUUUGGUUAUCCUUUGAAAUUAACAAUGACACUUAAAUUGGGGUCCCUGGAACUUUUCUUUCAAAAGGUGACAAGACCUUUAUUGAAAACAAUACAAGAUCUUCAUUGCAGUGAAAAAGAGUUACGCCUUUUAUUGCAAAGCAAAGAUAAAGAAAUAGAGGAAUACAAGGCUGAAGCGGGAGACAUUUGUUUAAGGUAUUUAAAGACCAAAACAUACAAUGAUGUGGCACAUAUGGAAAAACAUACAUUAUAUGAAAUAAAUUUUGGUUCUAUAAGUAUACUAGAUAAUUUACUAGAAAAGUCGGUUGAUGUACCUGAAGAAUCAAUCAUGAAACAAGAUACAUAUGUCAAAAUGGAGCCCACGUCACAAGACACACAUAUAGAAGUGAAAACAGAAGUUAUGGAAUUGAAUCAAGAUAAUAUUAAAAUGGAGCCACAUGAAAUAUCAACAGUUAAAAAAAGAAAAAGAAAACUUAAUUUAUAAUUAAUUAAGUGAUGUACCUAAUGAUGAUGUCAAAACUUUAUCUUUGUAAAAUUAAAACUUGUUCCUUGAGGUUAAGACAAAUGAAGUUGGGAAAUAAUUAUAUUUAAUUAAAUUAUUUAUAUAUAUAUUGGUGAAAUUAAUAAAAAAUGUGCAUAUGAAUUUAAAAAAAUUAUUUAAUCUAGAUUUUUUUUCUUAAGAUCUUAUUUAAAUAUAACACGGGAAUAGGGAUGAGGGAAUAAUUAAUUAAACUUAAAGGUAAGUAAUUCAGACUUGAGACUAAGUCCGAAUUAAAUUCUACUAGUUUUGGGGCUAAGAAUGGCUGCAUUUAUCAAAUAAGUAGCUGAUUCUCACCUUAACAUAAAAAGUUAUUAGUCCAAAUGAAUCAAUAAAGCAAAGACGUAAUAAAAAUUUAUUUGA